Messenger RNA from Epinephelus moara (kelp grouper), 3426 nucleotides. It is a transcript of the gene lmo3, whose product is annotated as LIM domain only 3. Bases 490 to 927 code for a protein of 145 amino acids. Gene Ontology annotation, biological process: positive regulation of transcription by RNA polymerase II. The transcript is spliced from 4 exons. The record is from RefSeq and is a predicted model, not a curated record. Gene Ontology annotation, cellular component: nucleus. Gene Ontology annotation, molecular function: transcription coactivator activity; DNA-binding transcription factor binding. Lineage: Eukaryota; Metazoa; Chordata; Actinopteri; Perciformes; Serranidae.
CCGUCCUCUCAACUCGCUGCAGAUCAAUUAUGUUAAGAGAACAUCUGUAAGUAGAGCUUAAUGAGGUCCAUUAGAGCAACAUGCGCUGCCUUCCCUAACGGUGCUUGUCAGCUUCUUGGAUGAGCUGGAGUGUGCUGCUGACUGGGGACCUGGUGGAGGGGCUUAAAUAGGAGAGGAGGCUCGACUCUCCGCUGCUUUUUCCUGCCAGAGAGACAGAGAGACAGAAAGACGGGGGAGAAGGGAGAAGGUGAGGAAACAGCGAGGGGGACGAGAGACGCCCUGUGAAGCCGGGGCCGGGGGGGAAAGAAGCCGAGUUUAGUGGGCGAUCUGACAUCCCAACAACUUAAGCAGAGACGCAAGUGUUCUCCAACUCCUGAAGUUUUCUGUUUGGAGUUGGACGAGCUGUGAGAAAGUUGUGGACACGGAGAAGAUAAACACCGCUGAGAGAGUUUGUUUUGGGCAUCCCCGGCUGCACUUUAAGGUAUACAAAUGCUCUCCGUCCAGCCGGACACCAAGCCAAAAGGCUGUGCCGGCUGCAACCGGAAGAUCAAGGACCGCUACCUGCUGAAGGCCCUCGAUAAGUACUGGCACGAGGACUGCCUCAAGUGUGCCUGCUGCGACUGCAGGCUGGGCGAGGUGGGCUCCACGCUCUACACCAAAGCCAACCUCAUCCUGUGCCGGAGAGACUACCUACGGUUGUUUGGCGUAACGGGGAACUGCGCAGCCUGCAGCAAGCUAAUUCCAGCCUUCGAGAUGGUCAUGAGGGCCAAGGAGAACGUCUACCACCUGGACUGCUUUGCGUGCCAGCUCUGCAAUCAGAGGUUUUGUGUGGGAGACAAGUUUUUCCUGAAGAACAACAUGAUCCUGUGCCAGACAGACUACGAGGAGGGGCUGAUGAAGGAGGGCUACGCUCCCCAGGUCCGCUGACCCUCAUAGGCCUACGAGAAGGAAGAGGAGGAGGAAGAGGAGUGGGAGAAAGAGAGAGAGAGAGACUGAUGGAGAGCUUGCAAUCACACAACAAAAAGCACUAUUGCCUCCUGUCCAGCUCCUGUCCCCCACAUGUACAUAACUAAGCAAGCUUCCCUGGGAGGGGAGGGGACACACUCUGCUGUACAGAAUAGCCAUAGAGACGCCAGUGUGGCAGGGAAAGGCCCUGGGAGCCUACAACAAACUACAAGUGUGAAAAAAAUAGUUUGGCCAUUUCUUUGUGUGUGACGGAUGCUGCCUCUUUCCUCCUGGCCAACAUUUACCGGCCUCAGAGCAAUUUCUUACCAACAGCUGAUCCUGGUUGUUGGAAAGCUAAAAAAAAAAAAAAAAAAAAAUUAACCCACCCAAAAGCAGUCUUGUCUCAUCUUACCUGACAAGGACAGACAACUUCUACUUGAAUCUAAAACACACUGAGGUAUUGUCAAUCAAUGUAAUUUUGAGAUAAAGACCUUUUUACUGUUCAUCAGAUUAAAAACACAGUGAAUGUAAACUAAAGAGCGGCAAAAAUAAUGCUGAUGACUAAUUUGUUGGUGUGUAUGUGUGCGCGCUCGCGUGUGUGUAUGUGUGUGUGAGUGUGUGAGCAUGUUGAGGAGUUGUUUGUCAUGCAGUCUCGCAAGGCUUGGUCUGGUCCAUAUCGUCCUUUCAGAACCUUAAGAAUCCAAAACUGAUCACAAGAGUAUCAACAUGCUUUUAAAUCACACAGCUGCAUCAGCUCAUGAGCAUAAAAUUAGAGUUUGCGAAAUAAUUUAUGUGGUUCUCUGGAUGGAUAACAGCUCUCACACAAUCACUACUAGGGCUGGUUAUCAGUACCCAUUACCUUUCAGGUAUUGUCUGAAAUUAUCCAGUACUAGGUAGUAUUGAAACUUCUCCAGUUAAACAAAACCUGCAUUUUUGUACCUAGAUCUAACAAAAAAUGACUAUUUGUAUUGUGUUGCUCACGGCUGAUUACCGCAAGCAUUCUUCAGUUUAAUGCAACAUGUCACUAGCCGAUUACUGCAGCAGCUACAACCCAUGGAGUCUGUUAUGUGGUGAAGUUGAGAGUGGUGUAUCUGAUGGAGUUGGCAGCUCAGCAUGCCAAGAUUCCACCAAAACCUUGGAAAGUAUGGCUAUACUACACACCUUUGGUGUUUGGUGGCAUUUAUGCAACUGACUGCUUCCAUUCACAUGAUAGGUAUCAAAUGAAGUAGACAAAAGAGGUCUAAAAUUAAGAACUCUACAGGAAUUGGUAUCAAUUCAAGGGCACUGGUAUCAUAAAGUUUUUAACAAUACCCAGCCCUAUCACCACUAUGCCACUAGAAGACAAUUGAUCCUUGAAGACAAGAGUCACAUAGGCCUACUUUUCAGAUAGUACCUGAGUGCAAUUGGCCUUUUUUGCUCAAAGUAGGCAGCCUUUAAGUAUAUCAAAGCUGCACUGAUUUGUAUCUUUAUAUUAACAAUGACUACUUCUAAUGUGAAGGAGUCUCUCGUAGUGACAAACUCCAGAAAAUCCUUACCUGACUUUCUAACUUUUUAGCCACUAGCCUGCUCAGUACCAAACAGCAGUCAAAGUUAGCGACCGGCUGGUGAAGUAUAACAUUUAGUGGCUAAUGAGCCGGAUAUUUUUCACAGCAGCUGGUGGAGACCGAAACAGAGCUAAAAGUAGAGUGAAUAUUGGACUUACUUUCAACAGGGGACCAGAAACAUAACUCCAAUGAGAUGCUAAUGAGCCAUCUUGUAUUAAUGUGCGUUUUGGUGAUCUGAACACAGAUGGACAGGCCAGACAUACUGCCUUCACACCAGCUGACCACUUUUGUUCACAUUUCAUUGCUGCCUAAGUAACUUACACCAAAAGGUCAAAAGCCCCCACUGCACAGUUAUUAAGCCCACACUCUCGCUAGCUGCUCACUAGCGUGCUAGCUAGUCACAUUAGUGGUUGUGUUAGUACAGCUGGAGAUGUCAUUGUCAGCAGAAUUCAACAUGUUUCCGACCAUUGGUAAAAAUGAUGGAUGGUCAACCAACACUUUGUCCAACUCGUCGGAAAAUGGACAAGUUAUAGAACCUUUGCACGCUGUCACAAAAACAACCUGCAUUGAUGACAUAGUCAUUGGACCCAUGGUUGUAUCUAGAUGGUAACCCCAGAUUGGAGAUUAUGAUCCAUGUUUCAAGUCAUCACCCAACACCAGUGUUGGGUAAGGGUUACUUUAAAAGUAAUCAAAGUACGUUACUGCGUUACUCCCUGAGUAAAGUAACUCAAUUACUUUAAAAGUACUUCCAGUGUUACUCCCUGAGAAAAGUAACUGAAGCACUUUUAAAGUACUUUUGAGUAUUCUACAUUUCCUAUUGGGCAAUGGACCACAGGGCGCUAAGCCUACAUUUUUUUGUCUCCAAAAUUAAAGUUAUGGACCACUUGCCCUUCACUGAGAUCCAAUUCUCCCAUCACAGCCGUCACUUUGACCAGUA